This is a messenger RNA of Brassica napus (rape), 2428 nucleotides long. RefSeq names its product serine/threonine-protein kinase tricornered-like. The record is from RefSeq and is a predicted model, not a curated record. Gene Ontology annotation, molecular function: protein serine/threonine kinase activity; ATP binding. Bases 468 to 2123 code for a protein of 551 amino acids. The transcript is spliced from 13 exons. NCBI's taxonomy places the organism in Eukaryota, Viridiplantae, Streptophyta, Magnoliopsida, Brassicales, Brassicaceae. Gene Ontology annotation, biological process: intracellular signal transduction; peptidyl-serine phosphorylation.
UCUACGUAUAGAUAAGGUAAGAAAUGCCAUUUUAAUAAGACUGAGAUCUAUACAAUUAAAGACUCCUAAUCCAUUGUUUCUAUGAUUUGGACAAAACCAAAUCCUCAAAAACGCAAAGGCAGAGGAAGAGGAAGAGAGAGAGAGCAGUUUGUGCAUAAUUUCAUUCAUUUAUUUACACAUCAAAAGCAACGAAAGCUUCAAACUUUCCUUUCUCCCUUUCUCUUUCAAGACUGCAAAUUUGAGGAAUCAGUUCCCUGGAAUCGAGGUUCCCUCUCCUCUCCACUUAAACCCUCACCACAAAAUCGACCCUUUCUCUAUCUCUUCUGUCUGUCUGUGUUCCAAAGUCUCAAGCUUUGUUCUUCUGGGUGCAAGGCGCUAGAGAACUUGUUGCUUACUUCUGCUGCAUAAGGAGGAUAAGUAAGAUUUGUUGGUUUGGGAUCUCGACUUAAAGGGAGGGAAGGAAGGUGAUGGAUAUCGUCAGAGGUUGGCUCAAUAAGUUAAAGUCUAAAGGGAAAGACAAGUUCUCUAAAAAGAAGGAAACUACUACAAGUAAUAAUGUAAACGAGGGAUCCAGAACAGCUGGAGGUGAAGAAGCUGUGUCAAAUGUUACAAAGCAGAAGGCUGCCGCUGCGAAACAAUUUAUCGAAAAUCAUUACAAGAAACAAGUGCAAAGUCAGCAGCAAAGACAGGAGAGACGUAAUAUGCUGGAGAAUAAGUUAGCUGCUGCAGAAGUAUCAGAGGAAGAGCAAAAGAAUAUGCUUAAGGAUUUAGAGAAGAAGGAAACUGAAUACAUGCGACGUCAGAGACAUAAAAUGGGAACUGAUGACUUCGAGCCAUUGACUAUGAUAGGGAAGGGCGCUUUUGGAGAGGUUAGGAUAUGCAGGGAGAAGGGAACAGGCCAUGUCUAUGCUAUGAAGAAGCUCAAGAAAUCUGAGAUGCUUCGUAGAGGCCAGGUGGAACAUGUGAAAGCAGAGAGGAAUCUACUUGCGGAGGUUGACAGCAAUUGCAUAGUGAAGCUGUAUUGUUCAUUCCAAGACGAAGAGUAUCUGUAUCUUAUCAUGGAGUAUCUACCCGGUGGAGAUAUGAUGACGUUGCUUAUGAGGAAAGACACACUUACUGAAGAUGAGGCGAGGUUUUAUGUUGGGGAGACUGUCUUAGCUAUCGAGUCCAUUCAUAAGCACAACUAUAUCCACAGAGAUAUAAAGCCUGAUAAUCUGCUACUGGACAGAAGCGGGCACAUGAAACUAUCAGAUUUUGGAUUAUGCAAGCCAUUAGACUGUAGUAUUCUCGAGGAAAAGGAUUUCACGUUUGCGCAGAACGUUAGUGGGGCUUUACAAAGCGAUGGUCGCCCUGUGGCAUCUAGACGCAGCCGCUCCCAAAUGGAACAGCUUCAAAACUGGCAGAGAAACAGAAGGAUGCUUGCGUAUUCAACAGUUGGAACACCUGAUUAUAUUGCUCCAGAAGUUUUGCUGAAGAAAGGGUAUGGAAUGGAAUGUGAUUGGUGGUCUCUUGGUGCCAUAAUGUAUGAAAUGCUUGUGGGGUUUCCACCCUUUUAUUCAGAUGAUCCAAUGACAACUUGUAGGAAGAUAGUGAAUUGGAGAAAUUAUUUGAAAUUUCCGGAAGAGGUUAGAUUAUCACCAGAAGCUAAGGAUCUUAUCUGUAGACUCUUAUGUAACGUAGAGCAAAGGCUUGGAACAAAAGGGGCAGAUGAGAUUAAGGAUCAUCCUUGGUUCGUAGGUGUGGAAUGGGGAAAGUUAUAUCAAAUGAAGGCUGCUUUUAUUCCCAAAGUCAAUGACGAGUUGGACACCCAGAACUUUGAAAAGUUUGAUGAGACCGACAAGCAAGUUUCAAAGGUGACAAGAUCAGGUCCAUGGAGAAAGAUGCUCUCAUCUAAAGACAUAAACUUUGUGGGUUAUACAUACAAGAACGUUGAAAUCGUAGAGGAAGAUCAGUUAUCAGGGAUAGCUGAGCUGAAGAAGAAGAGCACAAAGCCAAAGCGGCCAUCAAUCAAAUCUCUCUUUGAGGAUGAAUCAGCGAGCAGCAACACAAGUCACCAAGGAAGCUUCUUGAACCUCUUGCCACAAGUUCCAGAGAAAGAAGGCAAAUCCAGCUCAUCUGGGUGACAACAUGUGGCACAAAGCCUAAACCAAAACUUGUAGAGAGAGAGAGAGAGAGAGAGAUACACAAUUCAUUUUAAUUUAACAGGUUUGAGUUGGGUGAAUUCAGGGUUCGAGAAAGUACAGUUUUCCCUCGUGACCCCUUUGAUCAUUUGUGUGGAGAUAGAGAGAAAGGUUUUAAGUAUUAUUGUUCAAACAGUUUCCGCAGAGGUUUGACAUUUGUUUGGGUUUAGAUUUUGAUAUCUUAUUGUUCAAAAGGUGUUUCUAUUUGAAGUGAAACCCCAAGUAAAUGUUAUCAUUAUGUUUUUUCA